AUGACAAGGAGGGAUGUGUAUGGAACAAAUGAUCGAUUUUUAAACAAGGAAUGGGCUCUUGAUAGCUCAAGUGAAACAACAACAGUUGCAAGUAGAACGUCAAAGACUGAUUUGGAACCGUCUGUUACAAGGGACGUUUUCAUGGAAGAAAAUAAAGGUUGCUACAAAGCGGAUAAAGAAGCCGUAAUAAAAUCUGUUACUGGUCCAGCCGAACCAGAGGAUGAUGAAGAUGAAGACGCAACACAGAAUAGUUUGAGUAAGCAUGCAUCUUUGGACUCCAUCAUUCUCCCGUUUGAUACGAAAGAGACCCAAUCAAUAGAUAGAAACAUCGAAAGUAAAGUGGUAGAAAAUGAACCCUUGUUGACAAAUGAACGCCUACGGUCUAAAAUUGAUGAGUUAGAAAGGCACUUAUCGGGAGCCAAUGAAUUUGAAGAUGCCAAACUGCAGAAUGAGUCGUCGUUUCAUGAACAAAUGUCUCAUUUUCUAACAAAUGCAAGUAUCUCCUUUGAGGAAUCACUCUGUGGUUGUGAUAGUCCAAGUAUCCACAAAUCUGGAAUUUAUUCUGCUCACAAGACAACUUCAGAACCGAGAGGGAAAUGGGAAGGCAUAGAAAUCAUGAAAUCUCUGGGGGAUCUAUCACUGGGAAAUAGCGAUUUUAGAGAAGAAACGAUAGUUGAGACUGGGAGUAUAAACUUCAAAGAACUAUACAGUCAUGAGCAAAGCCCAGAGUCUCUGUCUGUUUUAAAAUUUCAAGCUCGUGUAGAGAAUCUACAUUCGGCCCCUCCCAAACUAGAGUGUACUGGAUCACAUUUACUUGCAGAUUCCCAUUCAGUACAGAGCACUUUUCAUCUUCCUUGUGAUCGUACACGGUCUGAUAUUACCCUUUUAAAGUCUGCAAAACCGCAUAUCGGUGGAUCAAAUUUGAAUCCCAGUCAGUUGUAUUCCAUAGCACAAGGGUUUUAUGAGGAUGAAUAUAAGGAUUCUCCUUUACAAGCUUGCUCACAUUCAUCAAGAACAACUUUGCGCUCUUCAAAGGUUAGCCAAGAGUUGUCUCAAAGGACUCGUAGUGAUGAAUUUCAAGAGGAGCAUGGUUGCCAGCUACGAGAAUCGCAGAGCUACAAGGGUAGACUCCCACAAGAUGAAGAAGCAGAGUAUGCAACUAGGGACGUGCGUGAAAAGACUGAAUACAACAAGGUUAAAAGUAAAACACAUCCAUUGUGUCGAGUCUCGAGUAUUCACAAAAACGACCCAAGGAGAAAUCGUACAUUAUCCCUGAAAAGACUCAAUACUCCCGACACUAGAGAUGAUGGUUUGGAAUUGGCUACUCCAGACUUUCAACAGGCAAAAGGUAGGCGCAUAGAAAAGCUAAAGAUAAGGCCGCUAAGGCAUAUUCGACACAAACUCCUGAUUGAUGGAUUUGAUGCCACCGUCUACAUUAUCAACUCGAGUAAACGUGCGACCUCGUCACUCUGCACGAUCAUGUUUGACUACGACAAGGACACAUUGAUGAUAAAAUCAAUGAACAAUUUAUUCGAAAUUAAUGCAACAACUUUGGUUUCCGAGGAAAUACCAACGGUCCCAAACGCACCAAUCCUGCUCAAACUCUCCGUUUUAAACGUCAAGACAUCGGCAGUCGUCAUACAGAGCAUGAAUGGCCGAGACCUGGAGAUUCUAGGCGGUACAAUAGGCUGGCUGGAGAAUGAUGGAAUGGGAGUACAGGAUGAUGCCAUGGCCUAG
Molecule: messenger RNA, 1737 nt
Organism: Theileria equi strain WA
Lineage: Eukaryota; Apicomplexa; Aconoidasida; Piroplasmida; Theileriidae
Exons: 2
Coding region: 1-1737 (578 amino acids)
Source: RefSeq, a predicted model, not a curated record